AUGGCUCUCUCAACCCGGCAGAGACGUCCUCAGCCGUCCGAUCCUUCGUCCUCAUCGUCGCCGUCUGUAUCCUACACCAAAGUCGACAAGCAACCCAAAUCAGGCGGCGUCACGGCGGAGAAGGGCUUCAGCUGGUUCGUUCCGCUCCUUGCUUUGGGUAUGCUCCGCUACAUGAGCGCCACGUCGAACAUCAUUCACGACUGCGAUGAGGUCUUUAACUACUGGGAGCCUCUUCAUUACCUUCUCUACAAAUCUGGCUUCCAGACUUGGGAAUACAGUUCUCAGUUUGCACUUCGGUCAUAUUUGUACAUUCUUUUCCAUGAAUUGGUGGCUCGGCCGGCUUCAUGGUGGUUCGGUGAGGAAAAAGUGAGAGUGUUUUAUGCUGUUAGGAUGUUUCUUGGACUCAUUUCUGUUAUUACUGAAACCAUUCUGGUUUAUGCUCUGUCAAGAAAGUAUGGGAAACGUCUCGCGUCGUAUACACUUGCCAUGCUAUGCUUAACCAGCGGUUGUUUCUUUGCUAGUACAAGUUUCUUGCCAAGUUCGUUCUCUAUGUAUGCCGUCUCUCUUUCAUCAGGGUUGUUUCUUCUAGACAAACAUGCCAUGGCAGUUUCAGUUGCAGCUGCUGGUGUAAUCCUUGGCUGGCCUUUCUCAAUCUUGGUUUUUCUGCCUGUCACAAUCUACUCUCUAGCUAGAAGGUUCAAACUAGCAUUUAUUGCUGGUGCUGCCACCUCUAUUGUUAUUCUUGCACUGUCGGUUCUCGUUGACCACAGCUACUACAGCAGAUGGACCUCAUCUGUGUUAAACUUAUUGGUCUACAAUGUGGCAGGAGGCGGUGAGAGCCAUUUGUAUGGAACUGAAGGACCGCUCUUUUAUCUGCAGAAUGGGUUUAACAAUUUUAACUUCUGUUUCGUACUCGCAUUACUGUUUCUGGUAAUGCUGCCAAUCGCAAAGAAAAAGUAUUCCCCUGACCUGCUGAUUGUGCUCUCGCCGAUAUAUAUUUGGUUGGCAUUUAUGUCUCUGCAGCCUCAUAAAGAAGAAAGGUUUCUUUAUCCGAUAUAUCCACUAAUUUGUGUUGCCGCCUCAGCUGUUAUUGAGAGCUUUCCUGAUGUUUUUCGAUCCAAGUAUAAUCCCCAUGAUGAAUCUGCAUUGGUUAUGGCCACAAAGAUUCUGAGGCCAGUGAUUCUUAGUCUUAUUCUGUGUGCUUCCCAUGCUCGAACGUUUUCACUUAUCAAUGGAUAUUCUGCUCCUAUAGAGAUAUACAAGCUUUUGGAGCAUCAUGAAGAUGCAGGACCAGGUUCUGUACUUUGUGUUGGAAGUGAAUGGCACCGUUUCCCAUCAUCCUUCUUUGUUCCUGAUUAUGUGGGAGAGGUCCGUUGGAUAGAUGACGGGUUCCGAGGACUCCUUCCAUUCCCAUUCAAUUCUACGUUGGGUGGAACAGCAGCAGCCCCACCAUAUCUUAACAAUAAGAACAAAGCCUCUGAUGAGCAAUAUCUCCGGGAUCUUGAACAUUGUACAUUCCUUGUUGAGCUCGAGCUUAGUCGACCCUUCCCUUCUCGUGGAAGUGAUUCAUCAACUUGGGAGGUCAUUGCAGCAUUGCCUUACCUGGACAGGGAGCUAUCCCCUGCCAAGUACCGCUCAUUUUUCAUCCCUUAUGUGUGGAUGCACAAGAAUAUUUUUGGCAAGUACAAGCUACUUAGAAGAGUACCGAAAUGAAGGCGGAUAUAGUGUAGGUUAAACGCUCUGACAGUGUUAGAUUCCGGACCAGCCUGAGUUUUAACAUUUUACUGGACGUUACUGUAACCCCUCUUUUGAAAAGGAACACUCACAUUGUGAUGUUUGAUGAUAUAGUUUUAACUGUUCUUUGAGGUAGGACUUCCUUA
This is a messenger RNA of Fragaria vesca subsp. vesca, 1880 nucleotides long. Its product is annotated as dol-P-Man:Man(6)GlcNAc(2)-PP-Dol alpha-1,2-mannosyltransferase-like. Lineage: Eukaryota; Viridiplantae; Streptophyta; Magnoliopsida; Rosales; Rosaceae. Gene Ontology annotation, cellular component: endoplasmic reticulum membrane. The record is from RefSeq and is a predicted model, not a curated record. The transcript is spliced from 10 exons. Gene Ontology annotation, biological process: protein N-linked glycosylation. The coding region runs from base 1 to 1713 and encodes 570 amino acids. Gene Ontology annotation, molecular function: alpha-1,2-mannosyltransferase activity.